This is a messenger RNA of Paramecium octaurelia, 576 nucleotides long. The record is from the annotation of a GenBank genome assembly. Lineage: Eukaryota; Ciliophora; Oligohymenophorea; Peniculida; Parameciidae.
AUGUUGUACAUAAAUAUUCAGUUCCAAAGGGCGUAGCUUCAUUCGUAUCUCUAUUAUGAAUUUAACAAUUUAUGCUACAGGAGCUGGCAGUAUUUUGGGAUUCUGUAGCAGAAACCAUUGACUAAAGACAAGCCUAUAUUGAUAAAAUAUGAUGCAAAGAAGUAGAUAUUAAAAGCAAGCAGCACUUCAUCCUCCUCAAGGCUUAUACAUCAGAAAUUUGAAGUAAGAAAAUGCAUUAUUGACACAAGGUUUAACAUAUUUUACAAAGCAUGUUGCAUUACAUAGAGACAUCGCGAUGCUGUGUAAACAGUACAAAGUUGAAUUAAUUAUAUUCUAUAAUGCGUGCUGGACGGAAAGAUUAAAAAAUCAAAACUAAUAUUAUGGGAGGAUUUAUACUUUAAGUAGCAGAUCUACAGAAAUUGCAAGUACUUUAAAUGGUAACAUAUUUAAGACAGUUUGCAAACUAGCAAUUGUCUUAAUGAAAAGUAAAGCUUCACUAACACAUGUGAAGAAGUAAACAUAAUAUGUAAAUGUAUUUUCAGAAGUAAGACUUGUACGGGAGCGCAAGAGCUAUGA